This is a messenger RNA of Protobothrops mucrosquamatus (brown spotted pit viper), 767 nucleotides long. Its product is annotated as actin-binding Rho-activating protein-like. NCBI's taxonomy places the organism in Eukaryota, Metazoa, Chordata, Lepidosauria, Squamata, Viperidae. Bases 57 to 767 code for a protein of 236 amino acids. The record is from RefSeq and is a predicted model, not a curated record. The transcript has a single exon.
AACAAUCUGAACUGAGUUUUAACAUAAGCAAACGUUGGAAAACCAUAAUCAAAGCCAUGCCACCAGAAGAACACCAGCAUACCACGCCUUCCAAGAGGGCCAUCAAAAAAAUCCGAAUGACUAGCUUGGUUAUCAGCUUGGCAAAAGGUUGGCAGCAGUGGGCAAGUGAACACAACACCAAGCAAGCCCAGGAACCUAGUGGAUGGGUACCUAAUGAAGAGAAAUUACCAAAUGAUCCAAGAGAGUGGACACCUCCGAAACAUUUGCCAACUUUCAAGAAAGAUGAGUCAAAAACUGAGAUACAAUUUCCCUCAGAACAACAAGCGUCAAAUGAAGAUGGAAAACAAAGUCCAAAUGAGUCAACAGAAGCUCUUGAGAAAUUUAAUAUUAGAAGUAAAGAAGUUACCAAAAGCGUAGUACGGUCACUCUCUGAAAGAAGUAGUGGCAUUGGUCUUCUCAGCAACAAAUAUGAACAAGAUGAAUUUGCUGAGACAGGAAAGAUCAUCAAUGACCCUAAAAAUAUUGAUCAAAUCCUUAGUAAUAAAAUGUCUCCUACAAGAAGGAGAAAGUGCUCUAAUUUGGUAUCAGAGAUGACAAAGGGAUGGAAACAUUUGGAACAAGAAGAACUACAGGACUAUCGGAGCAACAGUUUAGAUACAGAAGACAGCGGCUAUGGUGAAGACACAGAGGAUGGACUAGACACAGAUAAUAAUAUCCAAGAAAUACGGAGUGUUGUGAGGAUAAAACAUCCCCUGGCCUCACUGUAA